This is a messenger RNA of Triticum turgidum subsp. durum (durum wheat), 579 nucleotides long. NCBI's taxonomy places the organism in Eukaryota, Viridiplantae, Streptophyta, Magnoliopsida, Poales, Poaceae. The record is from the annotation of a GenBank genome assembly.
AUGGCGUUGUCAACGAACGGCUGCGAUUAUUUCCAUGUGGAAACCGCCCUGUCUCAGGAACUGUGCAUCCAGGCUGGUGACGCUCUGGAUUUGGCUAAAAAUAUCGUGUAUAGUGCAUCUUACAGGCUCAAGCGGCCAAGUGAAAUUUCCGUGAAUACAACGGAGCAGAUGGUUCGGAUCUAUGCUUCCACCUUCAUGAAAACCGCCGAGGACGUCUACCAUGGGAAGACCAACACGGCAACCCUCUGUUAUUAUCUCGACGCUCUCGGAGGUUUGGCUGCGAUCAGCCACAUCUUAUUCGUCGACACUCUAGACGCCGUGAACGAUGUACUGCUCGAAGACGGUAAACCGAAGCACAGCCCCGACGUCGACGCAGAGGCUGCUUACCGCAGGUUUGAGCAGAAACUGUCUCUUCCGGAGCGGAAGGUUUGGGCGAGGGGUUUACUGUUCAAACCAUGCGAGAUUCUGGAGCAGAUAGUCUGCCCUGCGACGAAGCACACGAGGCAAUUCAUUGCACAGAUGAUUCGGCUGCGCAAGGAUGCGCUGAACCAAGUCCCAGAAGGAAUGGUGUGCCAGUGA